Dovyalis caffra is the source of this 1338-nucleotide messenger RNA. The record is from the annotation of a GenBank genome assembly. Lineage: Eukaryota; Viridiplantae; Streptophyta; Magnoliopsida; Malpighiales; Salicaceae.
AUGAUUUACACAGCGAUUGAUAACUUUUACUUAACUGAUGAUGAGCUACAAAACACUCCGUCAAGGAAAGAUGGAAUCGACGAAGCUACAGAAACAACUCUUAGGAUCUAUGGCUGUGAUCUUAUCCAAGAGAGCGGCAUUUUACUCAAAUUACCUCAAGCUGUGAUGGCUACUGGUCAAGUUUUAUUCCACCGUUUCUAUUGCAAGAAGUCAUUUGCCCGCUUCAAUGUCAAGAAAGUUGCGGCUAGUUGUGUAUGGCUUGCAUCUAAACUAGAGGAAAGCCCUAGGAAAUCGAGGCAAGUCAUCAUUGUUUUCCACAGAAUGGAGUGCAGGAGGGAGAACUUACCAAUAGAUUUUUUGGACCUGAAUUCAAAGAAGUUUGCAGAGUUGAAGAUUGAGUUGAGCAAAACAGAGAGGCAUAUCUUGAAAGAAAUGGGUUUUGUUUGUCAUGUUGAGCAUCCCCACAAAUUCAUUUCAAACUACCUAGCCACCCUUGGAACACCUCAAGAAUUGAGACAAGAAGCUUGGAACCUAGCUAAUGAUAGUUUGCGGACGACCUUGUGCGUUCGUUUCAAGAGUGCGGUUGUGGCUUGUGGGGUUGUGUAUGCUGCAGCUCGUAGAUUCCAAGUACCUCUUCCUGAAAGUCCACCAUGGUGGAAAGCAUUCGAUGCAGAGAAAUCUGGGAUUGAUGAAGUUUGUAGAGUUUUGGCUCACCUUUAUAGCCUUCCUAAGGCACAGUACAUAUCAGUCUGCAAGGAUGGAGAUUUUUCUUUUUCUAUCAAGUCUUCAGAUUCACAAUUGCAGCCAGUUCCAAAGGAACUUCCACGGAGUAGCCUACCCACGAAUAAUGAUUCAACUGAAGCAAAGGCAGCUCCAAGUGGGAAUGUUGAAUCUAGUGGAUCCAAGGACAUAACAAAGGUUGCCUCAGACAAGCUGAAGGAAUCUAAGAGGAGUGAUGAUGAAUCCAAGCCUGCUGAGGGAGAGGCAAGAGAUGAGCUCAUUCCAAGAUCGAAGUCUGAGCAUAGAACAGAAGCGAGUGGUGACAGGAGCAAGGAGAGAGACAGGGAGAGGGAGAGGGAGAGGGACAGAGAGAGGGAUAGAAUAAAAGCUCCGGAUCGUGAUAGGGGCAGAGAUUCUGACAGGGAAAGAGAGCGAGAUGAAAUUGAAAGAGACAGGGAUAGGGCUAAGGAUCGAGGUCAUCAUCGUUCAAAGGAUAGAGGAAGAGAGUCAGGACACUCGGAGAAAUCAAGGCAUCAUUCAUCGCGAGAUCGUGACUACUACAGUUCCUCCUAUUCAUCAAGAGAAAAGGAUCGCCAUAGGCAUCAUUCAUAUGCUUGA